Molecule: messenger RNA, 1859 nt
Organism: Zea mays
Lineage: Eukaryota; Viridiplantae; Streptophyta; Magnoliopsida; Poales; Poaceae
Product: protein ALP1-like
Exons: 3
Coding region: 626-1570 (314 amino acids)
Source: RefSeq, a predicted model, not a curated record
GGAUAUACCAUUUCAGCUGUAGCAAGAUUGAAUUUAUUUGUGACUACAUAAUUCAGUUUACCUUAUUUCAGCUGUAUUUGCUACAUUUGCUAGCUGUAUUUGCUAGCUGUAUUUAUACAGGUUGAAUCUUUCAACUGUAGCAUGAUUAGCUGUAUUUGCUAGCUGUAUUUAUACAGGUUGAAUCUUUCAACUGUAGCAUGAUUAGCUGUAGCAAGAUUGAAUUUAUACAUGUUGAAUCUAUAUUUGCUAGCCAUCGUGUGGCGAUACUUCCUUAUGUCAUACUACAUAGUUCAGUUUACCUUAUUCAAUUUCUCAUGACUUAAAGAAAUCUGCACAUUAACUUGAUUCAUAACUUAUUCAGUUUCUUACCAAUCUUCUCUUCUUGUUUCUCUUGCAGGUAUUUAAUUCUCUCUUUACACAUAUCUUGGUCUUUAAUUCUCUCAUCACCAGCGUAAGGUAACAAUCUAAUCUGUUAUGUUUAUUUUCAUCUUUUUUUCUGUAUUGUUUCUUGUCUAUUCUCUAUUGGGCUGGGUCUAUUCUGUAUUUUUUAGCUAGACUGUAAAUUAUGCAUAUGCAAUCAUGUGUAUGUCUUUUUAUAUAUUAAAGCUCUCUGAACUUCAUGUAGAUGGAUGCUAAUGAAAUAAGAAGAUCUUUAAUUAUUAAAGCUGUUGCUCUAGCCGCCGCUACAUUUUAUUAUAUUCUGAUUGUGAGGAGGAAGAUGAAAAGGAAACUGAUUUCGUAUGCCCCAAUGAUUGAUAUGGAAAUGAAACGAAAUGACUACCUUUCUAGUAUUUACCAUAAAGAUGAUACGAGUUGUUUGCGCAUGCUAAGAUUGAGGAGAGCACCAUUCUUUUUAUUGUGUGAUACACUGAAACAAAGAAGCCUUCUUUCUGAUAGUAUCCAUUGUUGUGUUGAGGAACAAGUAGCAAUGUUCCUUCACACAAUUGGUCACAACGAGAGGAAUGCUGUUGUAGGAAAAAAUUUCAAGAGAUCAGGGGAAACUGUCAGUCGCUACUUUAAGUUAGUACUUCGUGCUAUCGGUGAACUUCGUGAUGACCUUAUUAGGCCUUCAUCUCUUGAAACUUCAGUCAAAAUCCUUGGAAAUCCUCGAUGGUAUCCUUACUUUGAGAAUUGUAUUGGCGCAAUUGAUGGUACACACAUACGAGCUAGUGUCCCCAAGUCUCGUGAGGCAGCUUUUCGAGGUAGAAAGAGUUUCACAACCCAAAAUGUGAUGGCCGCGGUAGACUUUGACCUUCACUUCACAUAUGUGCUAGCUGGUUGGGAGGGUUCGGCACAUGAUGCCGUCGUUCUAGCUGAUGCCUUACAAAGGCAGAAUGGUCUCGUUGUACCUGAAGGAAAAUAUUACCUAGUUGACUGCGGUUAUGGUGCAAAGCCAGGGUUCUUACCACCUUUUCGUGGUGUCCGAUACCACUUAAAAGAGUGGGGUAAUGAUAACAGGCCAGAAAAUGAGAAGGAAUUAUUUAAUUUAAGGCAUUCACAACUACGGGUUACUGUUGAGCGUGCCUUUGGAUCCCUGAAGAACCGUUUUAAGUUUCUUGAUGAUGCUUGACCUUUCUUUCCUUUGAAAACACAAGUAGAUGUUGUUCUUGCAUGUUGCAUCCUCCACAAUUGGAUAUUAUCGCACGGGGCAGAUUGUUUUCUCCCACCUGAGGAAGCAUGGACAACAAACCAACCUUCUAGUUCAACAAGUUCCCAUCAGGAGCAAGUACAAGAAAACAGACAAUGGGUUCAGUGGAGGCAGCAACUUGCAAAUUGGAUGUGGGAAACUAGAGCAGCUUCCCAUGUACAAGAAAAUUAGAUCAUAAAUUGAAAAGUGGCAUCAUUCUUUGGAUGUGAGA